Ceratitis capitata (Mediterranean fruit fly) is the source of this 3392-nucleotide messenger RNA. It is a transcript of the gene omd, whose product is annotated as integrator complex subunit 5. The record is from RefSeq and is a predicted model, not a curated record. Gene Ontology annotation, biological process: snRNA 3'-end processing. The transcript has 9 exons. Gene Ontology annotation, cellular component: integrator complex. The coding region runs from base 93 to 3161 and encodes 1022 amino acids. NCBI's taxonomy places the organism in Eukaryota, Metazoa, Arthropoda, Insecta, Diptera, Tephritidae.
UUGUUUUCAUGGUCUAAUUUCAAUCUGUUUAUUUGAUAAGAAUUGUAUUUUCCUGAAAGAAAUUUGAGAAUUAGCUUAAAUAGCUUGGUAAAAUGUUAAAGCAACAUGUACUUGUGGAAUUGAAACAAUUCGUUCAAUCGGUUACAAAUCAUCAUGGUAAUCCAAAGAAACUUACAAAUAGCUCGCUCCUCCGCAGCAGUUUUCACCUACUUGAAGAUCUGCCGGCUGCACGCGAGAUAAUUUUUGAGUAUUUCGCACUGAUUGCUGAAGUAGCCGUUCAGAACUAUGUGGCAAAUGUGAAUGUUGAUUUUUCUACUGGUCUACCCUUAAGACAAGGUAAACAAGGCGCCGGUCCAAGUUCAAGUAGCAAUGUGCCCACACAGCCGACCGUAAUAGAAGAUAGUAAUUGGACAGCCGUGCAAGAGGCAUUAGAGAAUUUGGUCGUCAAAGGACCAUCUGCUUGGGGACCCAUAAUCGCCUCAUGGAGUCUAGACUUGGUAGGAAAGUUAUCAGAUAAAUAUACCAAACGAAAGAUGUCUAUUGUAGCAGCAUGCAAUUACUGGCUGAACUGCGGCGCUAUGCGAGGUUUGCUUACAUUGAUCAGCUUAAGUUUCCGAAAGCUUACGAACGCUGAAAAAGAGGCUUGUGUUGAAACAUUAUUGGGUGCUUUUCAGCGAUAUGCACUCAGUUUUGACUGGGUUGUAGCUCGUUUGGGGGGCUGCUUUCCAUUGAGCAUUAUAUCUCAAAUAUUACAAUGCAGCCUUAAACGUUUUGCUGAUGAUUACCGCUGCCGUUUCGACUCUGAGUUGGGUAUUUUAGACUACUUGUCUUUUGCACAUGAGCAGGAGCUUAAGCAGGCAUUGACGGAUUUGCUAAAAGAUGGAUUUAAUCCAAAGAAAACUUUAGAUGCAUGUAUAAUACCGUUCUUACUGGUAAUGGCUACAUUUGCGGAUGCAUUGCUACAAAACUUGGUAGUUGUUUUUCUCGAAAUGUAUAAUGACGAUUUACGACAAACUAUUAUACAGAAAACUCCUCUGUGGAUGAGUAACAAAAUAUUCGCUGAAAUGCAACCAUCUCUUAAUAGUUUAGCUUUGCGUUUAAAGUCGAAUGGUGCGCAGCUGUUGAUCGCUGUAUCACAAAUGGCCGACCAAUAUAACUGGUGUCAAGACUUUUUGGAAUACACCUUACAGGAUUUGGAACAAGUGGUGCUAAAUGCCACUGUGUGUCCGCUAAUGAAUGAUUUAGCUACCGAAGAUUCAAAAUAUUUACUUUGGAAGAACUGUUUAAGCGCCAAUAUCUACCAACAGCAAACUGCAGUGCGGCUGCUAUUAAUUGUUUCCACGCAGCAUUCACACAUUUAUCAUCAGACAAUAUCAGAGCUGUUAAGAAAAUCCUAUACAGCUAAUCCCAACGGCUUUGGCGCUGUGAUACGUAUAAUUGGUGGGCAAAGUGGUGUUGUUGAAUUUCCGUGCAUUAAGCCUGGUUUACAAAUGGUUUUAGAAGAUGUGCUGCUGCAAGAGCAAUUCAAACAUACUCGCCUGAUAAAUGGUGAUCAAUCAGAUGCGCUCAACACCUUCAAAAAUCUAAAUAUGCUAACCAAAAUGCAAAAAAAGAAUUCCUUUCAAUAUAUGAAGCAAAGUCUCCUAACUAAUGUACUGAAUGAUUGUCUGCCUAAAAUUUUGCAAAUACUCGAAGUGACACUGACCAAAGUUGUACUUCGUAUGAAUAAAUUAGCAGAAGAGAAUGGUGAGGAAGUUUUCAAAGCUACGCAAAAUAACAAUAAUAAUAAUGAGGCAAAUGGUGAGAGGAAAAAGCUUAAAUUCGGUGAGACUGAUGCCGAAACUGAAGCUAAAGCAAUGGAUGUGGAUGCUCAAGAAGAUGAAAAGCUUAUUAUAGGCGUACCUCUAACUGAUUCCGAUGAAAGCGAGGAAGAGGAAAAAGAUGCCAAAAGACGAAUUCUAGCACACACUAUUAUAGAUCUGCUCAAUACCAUUGAGGCUGGCUUGAAAGGCAGCGUUAUGCGCACAACAGAGGUAUUGAAGCUAUCAAUUUUAAGUAUAAAGUAUUUCUUUUUGGCGUUAACAGAAAAAAGUCCAAUCACCCGUUCGGCGGCUGUUAAUCGCGCCUAUUUAUUGCUCGCGCGUCAAUGUUCCGCACGAAAAGCCGCACGCACAGCUUGCAUACGUGAGUUGGUGGAGGGUGCACUCUUCUACUAUGGUUACCUAUUCGGACAAUACGAGGAGCCAGAGGUGGAUCAACUCGAGAUACCAGAACACGAAAUGGUUUUGCUACAAAAUCAACGACAUACCUUAGGGCCAAAUGCCAAUCGCACGGUUUUACAUGCAGGCGUUAUAGGACGUGGUUUGCGUCCUGGUUUGGCGUCAAAUGCACAAAAAGAGUACCCAGCUGAAAUGCAAACGCUGUUACUCAAAGCAUUGGAUGCUUGUUGUACUGUGGCCGAUAAGCAAAACUCCGUUGAGGGAUACUCAAUGAUAUCGCUCUUACUCGUCGAGAUGGUCUCCACCGACGUUAUGUACAAUGGCCUGCCAUUUCCGGAUGAAGAGUUCACCAAAGUGACAAUGGAACGUGAUUUAAUGAUACGUCGCGCCUUCAGCACAUCGCCAGUGCUUUGGGCAUUGCUCGGCUUUAUAGCUGCACAUCGACCGGCGCUAUGCUUUUCAUCGGUACUUUUGCGUGCUAUGUGUGCCACUUGUUUGCAUCAAUGGCGUGCUAAAAAUGUAAACAAAUUUCAACCUUUUGAUCCCAACGACGAGCUAAUGGUGUGUACGCAGAAGUUGUUGCAAUUAUUGGCGAUGGGACAGUUGUUGCCGCCACCUUUGUCAAAUCUUCACGUGAUCAUCAAACAUUUUGAGCCACCAGAAAUUGCCUUAUUGCUGAAGGAAUGCAUUUGGAAUUAUCUAAAAGAUCAUGUACCCUCGCCGGCGUUAUUUCAUCUCGAUAGCAAUGAGCUGCAUUGGCGUAAUCCAAAUAUGUCUAAAAUUCCACCACAAUAUGUAGACACGUUACGUAAUUUAAUGCAAAAGAAACUAACCAAAUUGGGUCAGCAUUAUUAUCAAAUGUUCAUCAUGCCCGAGUUGAAUGAUCCGAAUCCCGUGCAAGUGUGUUUAGUAGAUUCAGUAGCAAAUAAACGCGACCUAUGAAUUGCUAUUAUUAGGAAUGUAAGAUUUUUUUAAAUGUAUCAAGAAGUGAAGUAACAAAAACUUUGAUUUUCAUUUACAACAAACUGUUUAUAUUUUUUUCAAGUGUUAAAAAUAUGGAAAAUAUUUUUUGUUUUAUUCUGUAUAGAUAUAUUUUUGGUUUAAUUAAACCAACCACAUAAUUCAUAACAAAUAAGAUUUCAUUUUUUUUAAUUAAAAAAAAAAGGUAAAAAC